Messenger RNA from Solanum lycopersicum (tomato), 2920 nucleotides. NCBI's taxonomy places the organism in Eukaryota, Viridiplantae, Streptophyta, Magnoliopsida, Solanales, Solanaceae. The record is from RefSeq and is a predicted model, not a curated record.
UGUCAUCAUUGGGUUCUUCUUUCUUUCCAUUUUCUAACUUGCAUGAAUCUUUUUUUAAGACUAUGGCUUCUCCGUAGAGUUUGAUGACUGUAAAUAUGCUUUUCUACUUGCUUGCAUCACUUACGACACAAAAGCUACGGUUUUCAAAACUGUUAUCUCAUCCAGACAAAAGGUUGCGUUAUUGAGAAACAUGAUUUAGUUUUCCUUUGUGCAUUAUUAUUUUUUUCGAGAUUUUCAUCUAUGAUUGGUAAGGAAUUCAUAUAUAAGUUGCCUUAGGGCUUUUAUUGGUAAGAGAGCAUCGCGUGAUGUGUAUUAAGAUCAUGUCACGGGUGAAACCCUUCUGCCGACAAAUAUUAAAGUGAAGAAGGGUAGAUGGGUGUGCUCAUUAUCCCACAGUUUUGAACCUUAUGUCACUGAACCUCGAGGAUUUUUCGGUUAUAAAGAAAGGACAUAUAAGUUGGCUUGGUAAUAUCAUUAAUACUAUGAUUCUUGGGUUGCUUUUUGUUAGUAGAAGUCAUAAGUAUCUCCAAUAUACUUGGUUAUAUAGAAAGGACAUAUAAAUUGGCUAAGGGAUAUCUUAAAGUACCGUGGUUCUUGGGUUGCUUUUUGUUAGUACAAGUCAAAAGUAUCUUUCAUGUUCGUUCUUGUAAUGCAUUUUCUUCUAAAAGAAAUACUUGUAUGGAUGUAAACUUAUGCUGCAUAUUUCUUCUCCUCUCCUUGGAUAAUUAGCUGCUUAUUUGGCAUGUUUGGAAUGUGUGCUUUGGUCAUCACGUUAUCUGAUGGUUUUUUUUUAUAUCUUUUUGCUUAAGUGGAAAUUCUUUUGAACGUAAAGCAAUGGGGGAUUUUAAGUCACUUUCUCAAAGUUUAACAAUACAUUGUUAAUAUUAAUUUAACAAUGAUAAAAGUGUAAGCCAGUGGUUCAAAACGUUUUUCUUUUUAUGAUCUUGACAAAACUUAAAAGAGUAGCACUGAUGCACAUCUCACUCAGAGACUUCUUCCCUUUUCUCAAGAUGCUGAAACUGCUUUUGAUGUCUUAAUGGAUACACUCUGGCAUAAAACAGAGGAGUUCUCUUUUUAUCAUUCAGAUUCUUUCCUCUGUGUGAGUACUAGCAGCUGAAGAGUUCGAAAGCUGAUGAUGACCCAGAAAAAAAAAAUUAAAAUAACCUUAAGUGAUUAAAGUUCAUUCUGCAAAUUAUUAUUAUUUUUUGAUGUUAACACAAACUGUCGAAAUGGAUAGGUGGCAAUACUUCUGUUGUUUCCUAAUUUUUAUUUAUAAUCCGACUUCUGGAUGCGCUCUUGCAUCUGUUGUUCCCUAAAAUUCUUUCAAUUCAAUAUCUAGAUUGCUUGAUCAAGUCCGCAAAAUCUCUUGAGAUGGAAUAAUUAGCUUCAAUACUAUAUACUACUGUUCUUAUAUGUAGAAUCUCUACUUCUUGGUAUAACUCUUGUAUAUGGGAGAAUUUCACGUUAAUAAAAUUAUUUACCUAUUUGAAAUAUAUUCUUAUAUGUACUUCUUUGUGUAUCAGGUAAUGAGGAGCGGGUUCAGCUGAGAGAGAAUGAAAACUCAGAAAGGGAUGACACUGCAACUAAACUUGGUGGGGGAACAGGUAUUGAGGAUCUAGUUCAGCUCAGAGAGAAUGAGGACUCGGAAAGGGAUGACACUGCAGAUAAAUUUGGUGGUGGAAACGGACAUAAGGUGAAUCAUAUGGACCAAAUAAAGGGUCAAAAUCAUAGGGGUAAAGAAAGCAACUUAAUGAAGAUCAAGAAAGUUAGCCCAGAAGGUACUAAUUUCCCUGCCGAAGUUGGUGGAAAAUUUGCCGAUGGAUCUGGACCUUAUCCUCCGCUCAAGACUUUUGGUAUCUUAGGAAAAAGAAGCAAUGAUGGUAGUGUUAUUACAAGGGCUAGAGUUGAAGCUGAUGCUACAAGGGACAAUAAAUUGACUUCUGUAAAACAUGCCGAAGCUGAGCCCGCUUCUUUUGAUGACCUGAUUGACAAGAAAAAUAGCACACCUUCAGUAUCAAAUUCAGCGAGAAAGGAUCCAAAACCUCUCCUAAAGCUCAAGAAUCCUUGCCAUGAAAGUCAAAAUGCCUGGGCUUCUCCAGGAGAGGAGCAUAAAAGCGUGGUUAAGGGCCAGAGGUCUAAAAGAAAGAGAGCACCAGCCUUUGGAGAAAAAUCAUCAACCUGGGCUGAUGAAAAUUUAUCACAGCAAUAUGAAGACAAUACAAUGGAUGAGUUUUUGGAUGCUAACUGGAUACUGCAGAAGUUGGGAAAAGAUGCAAAAGGAAAGAGAGUGGAAAUUCAUCAUUCGUCUGAUAAUACCUGGCAUAUAGGGACAGUUGUAGAAGUUUUUGAAGGCUCACCUGUUGUGUCUGUUGCUUUUGAUGAUGGGAAGAAGGAGAACGUGGAACUUGGAAAGCAAGGAAUACGUUUUGUAUCUCUGAAAAGCAAAAACAUUGACUGCUAAAUUGGUUAUUAGCUGCAGUGUAUUUUACAACUCUGAAUGCCAAGAGCAUGAGCAGCUGCUGUUGAUUCUCAUGGUUGUUCUUCUUUGGUGGGCUAAAAGGAAGUACUGAUCGCUGCAGGUCAAAAUUUCAAGGUUACUGCACAUUGCAUCGUGUAUUUGCUGCAAGUUUGUUUUCAUUUUUACCAGACUUACAUAUAAGGAGUUGGUUGGUUCUGUUUUAUUGUUAUCUUUCAUUUCCUGGUGUACAAAUUCUCUUUUCUGGUCACAGGUAGAACACCGUUUUUGGUGGUACUUUGGAUUAAUCUUGCUGGAUUUGCAGUUUUAAUGUAAAAUUACUAGAGAUAAGAUGCUCCUACUGGUUGUAACUGAGGGCAGAUGACAUUAUCAUACUAUAAUAUACUAAUAUAGGAUAGCCAGUUGAGCUCCGUUUAAUAAGAAUUGCCUGAAAUAUUUCAGAUA